AUGAGAAUAUUCUUUUAUGCUCUGAAACAUACCUUGCUUGGUCUCUGUUUUCCCCAUCAGGGAGCAGAAAGAAAAAUCCGAGAUGAAGAGAGAAAGCAGAAUAGGAAGAAAGGGAAGGGCCAGGCCUCCCAAACCCAGUGCAACAACUCCUCUGACGGGAAGCUGGCCGCCAUACCUUUACAGAAGAAAAGUGACAUCACGUACUUCAAAACCAUGCCUGACCUGCACUCGCAGCCCGUGCUCUUCAUACCAGAUGUUCACUUUGCCAACCUGCAGAGGACUGGACAGGUGUAUUACAACACAGAUGACAAACGAGAAGGCAGCAGCGUCCUUGUUAAACGGAUGUUCAGGCCCAUGGAAGAGGAGUUUGGUCCGACACCGUCUAAGCAGAUUAAAGAAGAAAACGUAAAGCGAGUGCUUUUGUACGUGCGGAAGGAGAGUGAUGAUGUGUUCGACACCCUGAUGCUGAGAUCGCCCACAGUGAAGGGCCUGAUGGAAGCGCUGUCUGAGAAGUAUGGGCUGCCAGUGGAGAAAAUCACAAAGCUUUAUCAGAAGAGCAAAAAUGGCAUCCUGGUGAACAUGGAUGACAACAUCAUUGAACACUAUUCAAAUGAGGACACCUUCAUCCUCAACAUGGAGAGCAUGGUGGAAGGCUUCAAGAUCACGCUUAUGGAGAUCUGA
Molecule: messenger RNA, 681 nt
Organism: Meriones unguiculatus (Mongolian gerbil)
Lineage: Eukaryota; Metazoa; Chordata; Mammalia; Rodentia; Muridae
Product: grainyhead-like protein 2 homolog
Exons: 7
Coding region: 1-681 (226 amino acids)
Biological process (GO): brain development; regulation of transcription by RNA polymerase II; neural tube development
Cellular component (GO): nucleus
Molecular function (GO): RNA polymerase II cis-regulatory region sequence-specific DNA binding; DNA-binding transcription activator activity, RNA polymerase II-specific
Source: RefSeq, a predicted model, not a curated record